Gopherus evgoodei (Goodes thornscrub tortoise) is the source of this 494-nucleotide messenger RNA. RefSeq names its product ribonuclease-like. The record is from RefSeq and is a predicted model, not a curated record. NCBI's taxonomy places the organism in Eukaryota, Metazoa, Chordata, Testudines, Testudinidae. The transcript has 2 exons. Bases 54 to 494 code for a protein of 146 amino acids. Gene Ontology annotation, molecular function: nucleic acid binding.
CCAUCUCUGAUGGGAGCCACAGGACUCUGGUGGAUCCAGUGACAGACGCGGCCAUGGCCCUGAGGGGACCCUGCCCCUUGCUCUUCCUGACCCUCAUCCUGCUGGUCGCCGGCCUGGCCCAGAUCAUCACACCACCUGACAGUUACCAAAAGUUUGUGAGCGAACACGUUGAUUUCCCCAAGACCAGACCCCCCAAGGGCCAGACCUACUGCAACUACAUGAUGUGGCGCCUGAGCCAGAAGAUCAAUAUGUGCAAACUCACCCACACCUUCAUCCACGCCCCCACCAGCCGGCUCCAGGCCAUCUGCACCACGGGAGGGAGAUGCAACCAAAACAACGAAUGCGACAGCAAUGCAGCCUACCCCCUCACCACCUGCCGCGUGCGCAGCCCGCCCCGCCCACCACGCUGUAUCUACAGGGGAAUACCCCAGACCCGCAGGAUCCGCGUGGCCUGUGUUGGGGGGCUGCCCAUGCGCUUCAUCAGAGUCCUGUAG